AUGGAAUCGAGGCUACGAAGAAGCACGGACAGCUCGUCCAUCGAAGAGAUUGAACGAGGUGAUAUCAGAGUCUUGCCGCAGGGCAGCGUUGAGAUCGUACCGCCACCAGUGCUGGUCAACACAGCGCCAUGGAGAUUUGUGUUGGGGUUCGGCAGUCUUGCUCUGGUGGAUAUAGGAAUGCAUGCUGCCGCAGGGGCCGCUGCCGCUCGCGUCGGUGCAGAUCUUAACAAAGCGACAACGACAACACUAGUAAUACAAAUGGGUGCUUUGGCUGGUGCAACCAAAGCAGCCAUGACGGCAUUUCGUGAGAUAGUCGGCUUGAGUUCUGUAAACGUUGUUUUUCGAAUCUUGCUCAUGCUGCUCACAUCAUCAUUUGGAGUCUGCGCAUUGCUAGUAACUGAAGUUGGGAACAUUGUGCUUGGCGAAACACCCAAGCAGCUUAUUGUUGCAGCUGUGGUAGCGGCAGUGCCACUUAUCUUCGAAAUGGUUCGCAAUAUUCAACCAGUCCAGGAUCAGGAAGGCAAGACCGAGUAUUACCGAUGGGUUUAUGCGAUAUUCUUGAUUGCAGCGGAUGCUCUUGGCGGGUAUGUCUUUGCACGCAUGGCUGCAAAUCAGGACAUGCCGAUCAGUAAUUUCCAUGCCGCGUGCUCAGCAGGUGCAGUUUUUGGGACGCUAACUUGGAUUUCACGCGCCAUGACUGGCAUUGUAGCCAUGAUUCAGGUUACCCGUGAUGAUGGGAGGCACUCGAAUGUCUUUGGUGUAUAUGAGCUCGUACAACCAGAUCCCAUCGUCGUGACAGAGGAGGAAUAUUUGGCAAUGCAAAGAGGCAUCAUGACCGUGUUGAUGAGUUUCUUUGGAUCCUGGCCCAAGAUGAUGCGGAGGUAUUUGUCUUGCUUAACUUGUUGCUGUGGCUGCUGUUUCGCCUGCUGUGGGAUGAAGGGAGAGCUUGAAGAGAUGCGCCAGGAGAUGGAGGAGAUGGAACGAGAGAAUCGCGAGGAUAUGCAGGAUGUCGGAUUUCAACUUGCAGAGCAGAUGAUGCCUGCUAUAAGAUCCAAUUAA
Pestalotiopsis fici W106-1 is the source of this 1059-nucleotide messenger RNA. RefSeq lists its product as uncharacterized. The transcript has 3 exons. Bases 1 to 1059 code for a protein of 352 amino acids. Lineage: Eukaryota; Fungi; Ascomycota; Sordariomycetes; Amphisphaeriales; Sporocadaceae. The record is from RefSeq and is a predicted model, not a curated record.